ACCAUCCUUGCUGCCGAUCUUUUCCCACUAUCUGAGGUCUGAGGAAUUUAAUUCUCAGCUCCGCGUAACCAGACGGCGGUUCUGGGGGCCGGCGCUCUCGGCACUGGAUUGGUGCUGCCUGCGCCGGGUGCAGCGCGCGGAUCUCGCGCUCCCCUCGCCCGCGCCGUUGUACCCGCUGGCCCCACCCCCCCGCCCCGCCCCCGCCCCGCCCCCUCUGCGCCCGCGCCGUUCCCCCCCCGGCAGUGCGGAGCUGCGCCGCGAACAUGGCGUCCGAGGGCAUCAUCCUCACCAACCACGACCACCAGAUCCGCGUCGGCGUCCUCACAGAAAUGAACUAAUAAUUGCUUCUUGGCUGGUGUCUGGAGGAAUAGGUGUGGAAAUGGAAAGAUUAGUGAGUGACAGUUGCUUCAGGAACCUUGCCGAGGAUCGUAGUGGGAUAAACCUUAAAGAUCUGGUCCAAGACCCUUCUUUGUUGGGUGGGACUAUAUCUGCAUACAAGAUAGUGCCAGACGAAAUAGAAGAAAUCAAGGAGACGCUGAUAGAUUGGUGUGAUGAAAAGGAACUUAAUUUGAUUUUAACAACUGGAGGAACAGGGUUUGCACCACGAGAUGUCACUCCAGAGAAAUUCCCAACAUUCCCAUUAUGUGGGCUCCAGAGAGGGGCCACUAAAGAAGUAAUAGAGCGAGAAGCCCCAGGGAUGGCCCUGGCAAUGCUGAUGGGAUCACUUAAUGUUACUCCUCUGGGCAUGCUGUCCAGACCUGUGUGUGGAAUCAGAGGGAAAACUCUCAUAAUUAAUCUACCAGGUAGCAAGAAAGGGUCACAGGAAUGCUUUCAGUUUAUACUGCCAGCCCUACCUCAUGCCAUUGAUCUUUUGCGGGAUGCCAUUGUAAAAGUAAAGGAGGUACACGAUGAGCUUGAAGAUCUACCUUCACCACCACCUCCUCUUUCUCCUCCUCCAACCACCAGCCCUCACAAACAGACAGAAGACAAAGGAGUACAGUGUGAGGAAGAGGAGGAAGAGAAGAAGGAUAGUGGAGUUGCCUCAACAGAAGACAGUUCUUCUUCACAUAUAACAGCAGCAGCUAUCGCAGCUAAAAAGCAUCCAUCCUACACCAGUUCAGCUGUUAUCAUGGCAAAAGGUGAACAGCCCAUCCCUGGUCUCAUCAGUUAUUGCCAUCACGCAGCAGGCAGUGCAGGAGAACUGAUUCCAGAUUCCAUCAUCUCUCGUGGCGUUCAGGUUCUCCCACGUGAUACAGCCUCCCUCAGUACUACUCCUUCAGAAUCUCCUCGUGCCCAGGCCACCUCUCGUCUCUCCACUGCAUCCUGCCCAACACCAAAACAAAUUAGACGGCCGGAUGAAAGCAAAGGAGUUGCUAGUAGAGUUGGAUCCCUCAAACUCCGUCGAAAGCGGAAGGAGCUCAGAGAUCACCUAGAAGGCAAUGUCAAAGGAUGCUCUCUCCGAGUAAAUGCUCGACUCCCUUCGUGCUCAUCCACCUAUAGUGUUUCUGAGCUCCACUAUAGGUUGGAAGGGCUUAAAGAUGAACUCAGGAGGAAUAGAGGCUACAACUCGAGAGUCCAGUCUAGGUGCAGCAGCAAGGAGAACAUCCUCAGAGCAAGUCACAGUGCUGUUGACAUUACCAAGGUAGCAAGAAGACACCGCAUGUCUCCAUUCCCAUUGACAUCUAUGGACAAGGCCUUCAUCACAGUUCUGGAGAUGACCCCAGUGCUUGGAACAGAAAUCAUCAAUUACAGAGAUGGAAUGGGCCGAGUCCUUGCUCAAGAUGUAUAUGCAAAAGAUAACCUACCACCAUUUCCAGCAUCAGUAAAAGAUGGCUACGCUGUCAGAGCUGCUGAUGGCCCAGGAGAUCGAUUCAUCAUAGGGGAAUCCCAGGCCGGUGAGCAGCCAACACAGACUGUGAUGCCUGGUCAGGUAAUGCGCGUUACAACCGGUGCUCCAAUUCCAUGCGGUGCUGAUGCAGUGGUGCAAGUGGAAGAUACAGAGCUCAUCAGGGAAUCAGAUGAUGGCACUGAAGAACUAGAGGUUCGAAUCCUGGUGCAAGCUCGACCAGGCCAAGAUAUCAGACCUAUAGGACAUGACAUUAAAAGAGGUGAAUGUGUGCUGGCUAAAGGAACCCACAUGGGUCCAUCUGAGAUUGGUCUCUUAGCAACUGUUGGAGUAACCGAAGUAGAAGUUAACAAGUUUCCAGUGGUUGCAGUAAUGUCAACAGGGAAUGAGCUACUGAAUCCUGAAGAUGACCUCUUACCAGGAAAGAUUCGGGACAGUAACCGUUCAACUCUCCUAGCUACAAUCCAAGAACAUGGCUAUCCAACAAUCAACUUGGGAAUUGUGGGUGAUAAGAAGCCAGAUGUUUUUAAAGAAGAAGGGACACAGAGCUUCCAGAACACUGCGGAGACAGGCCUACCAGAUUGCCCAGAUGAUUUACUGAAUGCACUGAAUGAGGGUAUCAGCCGUGCUGAUGUGAUCAUUACAUCAGGAGGUGUAUCUAUGGGGGAAAAGGACUAUCUUAAACAGGUACUGGAUAUUGAUCUUCACGCACAGAUUCACUUUGGCAGAGUUUUUAUGAAACCAGGCUUGCCAACAACUUUUGCAACUCUGGAUAUUGAUGGCGUAAGAAAAAUAAUCUUUGCGCUCCCAGGCAACCCUGUGUCAGCUGUUGUCACCUGCAAUCUCUUUGUUGUUCCUGCACUGAGGAAAAUGCAGGGUAUCCUGGAUCCUCGGCCCACCAUCAUCAAAGCCAGGUUAUCAUGUGAUGUAAAAUUGGACCCCCGCCCAGAAUAUCAUCGGUGUAUACUGACUUGGCAUCACCAAGAACCACUACCUUGGGCACAGAGUACAGGGAAUCAGAUGAGCAGUCGUCUGAUGAGUAUGCGCAGUGCCAAUGGACUGUUGAUGCUACCUCCAAAGACAGAGCAGUAUGUGGAGCUUCACAAGGGGGAGGUGGUGGAUGUCAUGGUCAUUGGAAGGCUAUGAUGUCACCAGCAAGAGCGAAGCUUUGAUGCAUGUCCACAUAUCAUUGACUGUAUCCUGUAAUAUGCAACGGCACAGCUAGUUUUUCUGAUUUGGAUAAAAGUUGAUCAGUAUAGUCAACAUCUUGAAAUAUAUUUCAAAUGGAAUUUAAAUAAAUACCUUUUAAAAAAAACUUUAAAACAAAUCUUAACAAAGAAAUUUAUUCUGAUUAUAUCAAAGCAACUUUUUCCUUUCCUUGCAAUUGCUUUGUGUGUUCAAUGCUAGUUCUAAUAGCGGUAGCUUUUAGUAGACAGCAGUAGGUGCCUGCAGAACUUGUGUUUUUUCUCAUCUUUAAGAUACAACUACUUAUGCUCUUAAAACAAGGCUGUCUGCUUAUUUAUACUAGCGUAGACAACACUUGGAUUUCCCUUAUUAGUAUGCUUCAUAACCGCUUCACAGAGAGCUUCUGCUUGUUCUUUAUCUUGUAUCUCGUGUUGAUGUGCACAGUGCCAAAAGCAGAGUGGCUGCACUGGGAACCCAAUGAAGCCCCGAGGUUUUCUCACCUCGCUGUGCUUUCAGGGAUCUCUCUUGUCCCAGCAGCCACCCAGCUCAGUACUCUUGGGCAGUAACUGGAUACCUUUUAUUUCAACAAACAAAAAAAUUGCUUCCUUAAGUGCUGACAGCCUUUUUAACCAAUACAUUUAAAAAUGUACAGAACUAAAAACUAAAAAAAAUCAAAGACUGAUCUUGUACAGAUAUUAGUGUUACCAGCAUUCAUGUGGAAAUCAAAAGAGCAAAGAAAUAAAACUAAUGUUAAACAACUCUGUACCAUAACAUUUUCUGUAAUGAUAUUGAAACUUAAAUGAAUAAAAAAAUCCUCAAUCAUUAUUUAAAA
Molecule: messenger RNA, 3863 nt
Organism: Pseudopipra pipra
Lineage: Eukaryota; Metazoa; Chordata; Aves; Passeriformes; Pipridae
Gene: GPHN
Product: gephyrin
Exons: 30
Coding region: 380-2992 (870 amino acids)
Biological process (GO): establishment of synaptic specificity at neuromuscular junction; gamma-aminobutyric acid receptor clustering; Mo-molybdopterin cofactor biosynthetic process
Cellular component (GO): cytoplasm; dendrite; postsynaptic specialization
Molecular function (GO): molybdopterin molybdotransferase activity
Source: RefSeq, a predicted model, not a curated record